Triticum turgidum subsp. durum (durum wheat) is the source of this 1107-nucleotide messenger RNA. The record is from the annotation of a GenBank genome assembly. Lineage: Eukaryota; Viridiplantae; Streptophyta; Magnoliopsida; Poales; Poaceae.
AUGCUGAUAUCUCAUCUUCAAACCAUUAAAAGUGCUCUACAAAGAUGGGGAGAUGAAGUAUUGGUAAAAGAGGACAUCAUCAAGGCAUGGAUAUGUUGCCAUGAAGAAAGGAUAAGACUCAUUCAUAAAAGGAACAUCGUCCUGCCACUUGUUCCACCAUCAGGGCUUUGUCGGCUUGAACUUUCUUCAUGCAUCGUCACAGAUGGAGCAUUAGCUGUUUGCCUUGAGGGUCUCACUUCACUCAGAUCUUUGUUCUUAAAAGAGAUCAUGACUUUAACUGCACUUCCGUCACAAGAUGUCCUCCAACAGUUGACAAAGCUUCAGGACUUGCACGUCAACUCUUGCUGGUGCCUUAGAUCACUAGGGGGGUUACGAGCUGCUACUGGUCUUUCAGCAAUUUCAUUAUGGAGCUGCCCUUCUUUAGACUUGGCACAUGGAUCAGUUUUUUUGCCAUUGUCCCUUCGUAAUCUUCACAUAGGGCACUGUGUGGUUGCAUCUGAUUUCUUCUGUAACGACUUGUCGCACCUGAGAGUUCUUUCCAUGGAGUGGUGCAGAAGCUCUUCAUCGUUAUCGAUUGGUCAUUUAACCUCCCUUAUAGGAUUAUCACUACAAAAUUUACAGGACUUGUGCUUUCUUGAAGGCUUGUCUUCGCUGCAACUUGUCGACGUAGAUUUGACAUAUCUCCCGAACGUCAAUAUGAAGUGCAUCUCACAGUUGCGAGUCAACCAUUACCUCUCUGUUAGCAGCUCUGUAAUGCUCAACUACCUGCUGUUAGCUGAAGGUUUUACAGUUCCAGGAAUUCUUGGCCUUGAAGGAUGCAACGAGCGAUCCUUUUCGUUUGAAGAAUCAUCAGAUUUCUCAUCUGUCAACUGCCUGGAAUUUCAAGAUUGUGAAAUCAGCUCCUUGCCACAAAAUCUGAAGUGCUUUUCAUGUCUGAGUACACUCCGAAUUGUUGGAUGCCCCAAUAUAUCAUCUUUACCAGAUUUGCCAUCGUCCCUCAACUACCUAUGGGUGCAGGAUUCUGAACUCUUGAAGAGGAGCUGCCAAUCACCUGAUGGAGAAAGCUGGCCAAAGAUUGAGCAUGUCCGCUCAAAAUAUAUUUAUUAA